AUGAGUGCACGCGCUCGGUUUGGGUUUAACACUGUUUACCUGAGUGUUUUAUUUCUCUGCAGUGUUGACAGCUCUCCACCUGCAGAACCUCCUGAGUGUAGUCCUGGGGGUCAUGCAGUUCUGCAGAACCCACACCGAAGCAGGAGCUUUAACUCUCAGCAGCUGACAGCCUUGAAAGACAAACUCAUCUGUGACCACUUACUGCCACCUGGCUGGUACCAGUUCCAGAUCUUUGAUAAACCAGCCCAAAUGCCCACUAAGUGUGUGGAGGUGAAUCACUGUGGCACCCAGGUGCCAGUGUGGCUCUCUCUAGCAGAGGGAGAAACUCUUCCGCUCCCCCUGGAGAUUAAGCAGCUUACUGCUUGUGCUACUUGGCAGUUAUUUGGUGGACCCAGCAAGGAGUGCUGUCUUUUUCGGCUUCCUGUUUCCGUGCGUAACUGUGGACAGUUUUAUGUGUACCUGCUUCAGCCUACGCAGGGCUGUAUGGCCUACUGUGCUGAGGAAAUGACAGAAGUCCCACAGCCAAGUUGUGAAGGCCGAAACAGAGAUGAAAGUUGCAGCGAGAAGCAGCCUCCAUCUCCUUCAGUACCUCAGAUUGUGGCAGAGCAGUCAGGCACUGGUGUUUUUUUGAAGUGUGUCUUUGAUGGACAAAUUAUUAGCAGCUCUCUGGGUUUUGUGGUGACCUGGUGGCGACUUUCCCCAAAUGGAAAUAAAGAAGAGCUUAGUCAGGAAACUACCAUACAGACUUCAGCCAUUAUUGAGCUGGAUGGCAUUAACCUACGACUUGGAGACAGGAUCUUCUGCAGUUGCUCCAGUUUUUUUCUGGAUGCUCCAAACGAACAGAGUCAUGCAGUGGAGAGUAAAGAGUUCUUUGUAGGAAUUCGAAUGCAGCAUCAGGUUGCUUCUAUCUCGGAGGAUGGAAAGGAGUAUGAGCUGGUCCUAGAGAGCACUGUUCCUGUGCCCUGUCUUUCAAAGACAUGCACGCUUCCAUUACAGCUCAGCACCAGCAGCAAAGAUGAGGAGUUGCUGGGACCUGAUUUGGUUUUGUCGACCUGUGAGGUGGAGCUGACUUACUCUCCUUGUCAUAAUGGAGUGUGCAGUCGAACACUGCUUUACUACAGUGCAGUGACAGACAUUGCCAGAGAUGGAGACAGGAGCACUGAGAUUUCCAUAAAUCCUAUAGUCAGCAACAACUUCCUCUGGAAUGGAUAUGUACCUCAAAGUGUGCAGAUAAUUGUAAAGGACAUCCCACCUGCUUACUGUUAUGUUUUCACUGAUCCUCACAUUAUAACAUUUGAUGGCAGGCGAUAUGACAAUUUUCAGAUAGGCACCUUUGUGCUGUACAGGAGCACUGCUCGGCCGUUCGAGGUGCAUGUGCGCCAGUGGGAGUGUGCUGGCAUGACAGCCUACCCUACAUCUUGUGUGUGUGGCUUUGCAGCUAGUGAUGGGGCUGAGGUUAUCACAUUUGACAUGUGUAAUGGAUUGGCUGGAGAGACAAAGCCACAUUUCUCAGUGAAAAACAGAGAUCUGACAAAGAGCGGCAUUCACAUCACUGAGUCCUAUCAGGGUCGCAAAGUCACUCUGACAUUUUCAUCAGGUGCAUUUGUGCGAGCUGAUGUGGCUGAUUGGGGAAUGAGCCUAACAGUGAGGGCCCCUGGUUCUGAUCGGGGUCACACUGAGGGUCUGUGUGGAACUUUUGAUGGACAACCACUCAAUGACUACCACACAAAGGGAGGGGAGAUUCUAAAAAACAUCACUUCUUUUAUCAACACCUGGAGGCUGGCACCAAGGAGCAGCUUCUUUGAAAAAGUUCCCGCAUAUGAGAGCAUGUCAAGCAGUCGUCACUAUUGUCGUUGUGACAAGGAUCAAGGCCAGUCAAGUCAUAGAGCUCAACCUCACCUCUGCUCUCAUUCGGUCCGUCUCCGCUCUCCUGUCAUAGUUCCAGCAGUGGAUGUCACAUUGGAAUACAGAGAAUCAGCCCUCUCCCCAGGCAAUGCCAGCAAACAUGGCAGGACACAUGAACAGAAUAGUGGAGCCCAGAGACUUUAUAGGAAAAGUAACUUAAGUGUUCGAGGAAGGCGCCAAAAUCAUAAACAACCAGACUCCUAUCAGAGUCUUAUGAGACAGUCAGACUUCAAGAGCACCAACUAUUUCUUCCCUGAGGAUCAUAUUGCAUCUACCCAUCCUGAAUUACCAGACCCAACAUGGCCUACUGAGUCCGGCCUAACAGAAGCAGAUGCCCGGCGACUGUGCGAUGCCGCCUUGCGUAACUCAUCAGUAGCACUUAACUGUAUUGGCCUGCUGGAUGGAGUUAUGGAGCAGGCACUAGAGAUGUGUGUGGUUGACCAGCAGCUGAAGGAUGACAAGGCUUGGCUGGAAGCUACCAUACCCCUCCUAGAGAAUGAGUGUGAGAGACGGGCAGUGGAGGAGGGAGGCAAAAAAGAGAAACUUCAGGACGUGUUGGCUUUUCUAAGGUGCCCAAACUUUUGCAAUGGCAAUGGACAGUGCACCGAUCGUGGCUGCACAUGUUUUCCUGGGUUUGGUUCGUACGACUGCAGCCAGGUCUCUGAUCAGACACCAGAGAUUAUGGAACUGGAAGGUGGAGGACUCUGUGAUGUUAAACACAAACCAUGCUCCACUGUCCGGGUUGUUGGGCAAGGCUUUCAAAAUACUUUAGAAUUAAAAUGUGAAGUCAUGAAGGAGAAGAUAGCAGAGGGUGAGUCGACACUGGGUGAUUCUCUAAUGAUUACUGCAUUGUUUAUUAGCUCCUCCACUUUAGAGUGCAAACUUCCUGUUGAAGACAUUCAGUCUGCUGGUGCCCAUUACCCGCCUGUUACUCGCUGGCAAAUCAAAGUUUCCAACGAUGGCUAUAGCUUCAGCAAUGCCAAGAUACUUACACUGUAUGAUGGGACAUGUCAAGAGUGCAUACUCAACAGUGGAGUUCGUUGCACUUUAAAGAAGAGCAGCUGUAACAUUGAUGGCCAGUGUUACAGAGAAGGUGAACACAGUCCCAGCAGCCCAUGUCUCAUCUGUCAACCCAAUCUUUCCAAGCACACCUGGUCUGUCAGUGAGAAAAAUGAGCCCCCCAUCUUUCAUUCUGAUCAAUCCCACCUGUGGACGUUUCAUGGAGAAAACUUUGUCUACCAGUUUUUAGCAACUGACCCUGAAGGUUCUGCAGUCCUGUUUAAGCUGCUGUCAGGUCCCAGUGAUGCUGUUCUCUCUCCUGCUGGCCUGCUCAUCUGGAAAGCCCUGUCAUCCUCCUCUGUGACCUUUGAACUGGCUAUAAUGGAUGAAUGUAAUGCAGUGAAACGGGCUGUUGUAAAGGUCUCAGUUCGUGAGUGUGACUGCAGUCAUGGAGGCUCAUGUGUGACCAACAUGAACUUCCCCCCUGGCAGUGGCGAGUAUCUGUGUGUCUGCCCAGCUGGUCUGAAGGGAGAGAGAUGUGAAGUUAAUGUGGAUGACUGCAAAUCAAACCCAUGUCAAAGUGGUGAAUGUGUGGAUGGUCACAACUCUUUUACAUGCCUCUGCCCAGCAGGUCUUACUGGUGUGAUGUGUGAGGAGGACAUUGAUGAGUGUGUUUUAGCUCCGUGUUUUCCUGGAGUGUCUUGUAAAAACACACAUGGAUCAUUUGUGUGCGGACCCUGCCCUGACCAUCGCUCUGGGGAUGGGAAGAACUGUAGCCCAAGAGCCAGCGUGGAUGAAGAAGGUCAAAGAGUUAACUUGAAUAAAAGAUUCAAGCUGGUUCCGUCGCAGUCCAACAUAGGUCCUGUUACAACAGCUCAAAGCCCAUGUUUCAUUCGACCGUGUUACCCAGGAGUCCAGUGCUUUGAGAGUGUUUACACAUCUGCUGGAUACAUCUGUGGCCCCUGUCCUCCAGGUCUUACUGGAAAUGGCCAAACAUGCACCUCAAGAGCAGCAAACAGGCAAAAACCAGGCACUGGAGAAGGUUACAGACCUGAUGCCAUUACACCUGCAUCUUCCUCCACUUUAUCCUCCUCUCAUAAAUCUACCAAACCCUCUGUUGUACCUGAGAGUUCUCCAUCCAGCAAUAAGAGACAACCAGCUGCUGACAGAAAACCCUCCUCGAGCACAAAUUUGAGGAAUAUUAAUCAUGGCAAAACAUUUGGGUCUGGAGUCCAGCCACAAGGGAUAAACUCAGAGCCUGGGCUUGUUAAAGAUAAGAGGACGUGCGCUGAUUCUCCCUGUUUUCCUGGUGUGCCUUGUAAGGCUACUCCUGAUGGAUACUUCAAGUGUGACCAUUGUCCCAAUGGAUAUACAGGGGAUGGAAUUACCUGCACAGCUGUUUGUCGCUACCCGUGUGGUAAAAACAUGGAGUGCACUUCACCUAAUACAUGCACCUGUAAAGAAGGAUACACUGGAUAUAACUGCCACAUUGCUGUAUGUCGUCCUGACUGUAAGAACAGAGGAAAGUGUGUCAAGCCCUAUGUGUGUGAGUGUCCUGCAGGCUACAGUGGAAAAACUUGUGAGGACGCUACAUGUGAUCCUCCUUGUCAAAAUGGAGGUAGCUGUUUGUCUAGAAACUUGUGCACAUGCUCAUAUGGCUAUGUGGGGCCACAGUGUGAAAUCAUGGUAUGUAACAGACACUGUGAGAAUGGUGGGGAAUGCGUAUCCCCUGAUGUGUGUAAGUGCAAACCUGGCUGGUAUGGACCAACAUGUAACUCAGCUGAUUGUAAGCCUGUGUGUCUUAAUGGUGGCACCUGCAUUAAGCCCAACACCUGUGUAUGUCCCAGUGGCUUCUACGGAUUACAGUGCCAGAUAGCUGUGUGCAAUCCUUCCUGCAAAAACCGUGGACAGUGCAUGAGAAACAAUGUGUGCUCCUGUCCAGAAGGCUACACUGGCAAGAGAUGCCAAAAUAGUGUGUGUGAUCCUAUGUGCAUGAAUAAAGGAAAGUGUGUGAGUCCAAACACCUGUUCCUGUGCCUCUGGCUGGCGGGGGAAGAUCUGUGAUAUCCCGGUAUGCUUACAGAAGUGUAAGAAUGGAGGGGAGUGUGUGGGUCCCAACACCUGCCACUGUCCUGCUGGAUGGGAAGGAUCACAGUGCCAGAUUCCAAUCUGCAAGCAAAAAUGCUACAAUGGAGGAAGGUGUGUGCUUCCCAACUUCUGUCAGUGUCUCCAGGGGUACAGCGGGGCCACCUGCUCCACCAGAACUAGAUGAAGACAGAAGAAAUGGAACCCAGAAACACAAGGAGAUGGUUUAAUAGACUCAGUCUGCACCUACCUCACACAAAGUACAGACAACAAAGUAGUAAAGUAGUGUGCAUGUAGAUGCAUUUACCUGCAAAUUAGUAUUAAUGUGUCUGGGACAAUA
Molecule: messenger RNA, 5328 nt
Organism: Trichomycterus rosablanca
Lineage: Eukaryota; Metazoa; Chordata; Actinopteri; Siluriformes; Trichomycteridae
Gene: vwde
Product: von Willebrand factor D and EGF domains
Exons: 32
Coding region: 1-5175 (1724 amino acids)
Molecular function (GO): calcium ion binding
Source: RefSeq, a predicted model, not a curated record